AUGAAGGCGCGAUUUGCCCAAAUUGAAAAACAAACGAGACUGCCGGCGCGGCGGGGUGCAACAGAGGGUGGAAACGACUUUGUUCCACCUGACGCUCACACCGUGACGCAUACUGCCGAGAUGGGCGGGCAUGCCGAGCGGCCGUUUAACGCGUUGGGGGCUCAACCCCAGGUGGGUUUGCGAGGGAUCCGUGAGCUCACAAAUCAGUUCGUGGAAAAGGGUUUCCGACCUGAAGAAAAUAUCCGAACUUUUGAGGGCGCCUUGGGGUAUUUAUUUGGGACCUCCCCGGAACAGUUUUUGGCGGCGUAUCGUGGUUUUUUCCCCUUGCCCAUGAAGCCCGGAUUUGAUCUAGGUCAAGCGUGGGGCAAUUUUGUGGCAUGGGUUCAUGCCAUCCGCCGCGGGGGUAAUUUCGGCCGAACAGGCGCAAUUGGGCAGACGGCUGUAUUAUCAGCUUCGGGUGGCUCAGGCGGCGAAAGAAAAACCCGGAGUCAGCUUCCAAACCCUUGCCCAUGCCAUCGGCGAUCCCAGAAGAGAUGA
Molecule: messenger RNA, 537 nt
Organism: Trypanosoma grayi
Lineage: Eukaryota; Euglenozoa; Kinetoplastea; Trypanosomatida; Trypanosomatidae
Exons: 1
Coding region: 1-537 (178 amino acids)
Source: RefSeq, a predicted model, not a curated record